AUGAAUCACUCGCAGUAUCAACCAAAUGAUGCAUCCAUUUCCCAUACCGACGGAAAAGGUAUACCAGAAGCCAUGGUAAACAAAUACCUCCGUUCGCAAAUAUUUCAAGGAGUCAUCCUCGGUUGGAUUGUUUCAAUCUCGAUUUUAGUAUUAGCAUACUUUGUUGGCAUACGGGGUCAAAUGAUGACGGAUUCCAAUGUUGCAUGGGAUUUGCGUAUCGGUUUUGUCUUGACGGUUGUAACAGUAAUCACGAGAAUAUCAACUGCUAUUGUAGGGUUUAUGGUACCGGCUAUUUUAGCAGGGAUUAUUGUCUUGGGCAAAAUAACCAAACUGGAUGGUUCAGGCACUAUUAUCGGCAAAUUAAUGGAAUCAUAUAUGUCACGUGGUCUAUGGUGCACUGUGACAGCUUGUUUUAGCUCGGGCCCAACUCGUAAACUCUCUCUCAUUAUUGUUUCUGUCUUGUUGUGGCAAUAUCUAGCAUCAAUGGCUGAUUUGUAUUUUCAUAUUACUGCAAUUGGAAAGUUUCAACAAUUGCCUGGAUUAACUUAUCCAAGUGCUAGAUCACUAGACAUAGCAACCGAUUGUCCCGAAACAUCUUACUUGGACAAUUGUGUGGCAAGAAAGCGUGGAAUGAAGAAUAAUGAUAGAGUACUGAAAGUAUAUCAAAAUGUGAGCGAAUCUUUAGUGCUUUUGCGCAAUGACGGUGGAAUUUACCUUAUACAAUCCCCACCUCUGGAGAAAGCUUAUUCAUAUUCGGGGUCUGGUGUUGUUUUACAACCUACGUGUGAACCCAUAAGUAGCAUAUGCAAUUUAAAAGCCAGAUAUGGUGCCAGUACAAAUUACAGCUGCCCUGAAGAACUCUGGUAUGCCUCAGGGAACACGGUAACUACGAAUUUUAAUGUAAACGUCACUACUGCAAUUCGUGGUCCGGAAAAGUAUGAAGUAUCUAAUCCAAUACAUGCAAUUGUCACUCUACGUUAUGCUAAAGAACUUUCAACGAAUUAUGAUUCUGAAUUCGUGUCUGAAGUACAUGGUGACCUUUCAUUCCUAUUGCAUUGCCAAAUUUUCGCCUCAAAAAUUCAAUAUGACAUAACUCUUGGAUUGUUUAAUGCGUCACCACUAGCAAAUUUAUCAAAUUCGCAACUUUUUACACUCGCUAGUGCAUCAAGUUUAUAUAAAAUGGUUAGUCGAGCGAUAAACGAUGUCGAAGAUGUAAGUUUUAAAGGAAAUAGUACAUUACUCGCCAAUGAAUUUGCACAACAAUGGGCUCAAGCUACCAUCGCUACAUUUAGUGGUAUAGUACAAGAGAAUGGGGAAGGUGAAGGGUAUUCUUAUACGCUUGAAAUAAAUAAGGAACAAACAAUUGUCCCACUUUCGGUUGUCUUAAUCUAUAGCAUUAUUAUUAUAUUACCACUAAUAAUCUACUCAUGUGUGAGUCUUUGUUCUCUUGGACAUCAUUCGCCUGGAGUACACAUCAGCUGGAUACUUGCCGAAUUCUUCUGUAAACCACAGAGACUGCUUUAUCUAGUCCUAAUUAAAGAACAUUACGUGGAAGAUGAUUGUUUGAAGAGUAUGCCGAUGCAGGAAAGGAUAAUUAGAAACAUUGAAUGUAGUAUCAAGGUGGAUGAUGGGCAUUUUGAGUUGAGUCCAAAAUUUAAAGAACUAUCAAAAUAUUCGCAGUAA
Messenger RNA from Funneliformis geosporum, 1683 nucleotides. NCBI's taxonomy places the organism in Eukaryota, Fungi, Glomeromycota, Glomeromycetes, Glomerales, Glomeraceae. The record is from the annotation of a GenBank genome assembly.